UUCCAGGGCUUGCCCCAGUGUAAGGAAAGCUGUGGGAAGUGUGGAGAAAGAGAGGGAGAGAAGGAGGGUUUGUGUUUCCUUGCACCACUUUCCACGAAGAAGAGCAAGGAAGCCCUGCCAGCCAGGAACGGCAGCUGAAAUUUAUUAGCAGCCUACCAAAGGAUCGUAAUUCACACCAGAUCUGGGUCCUUUGAUAAGAUUCAGUGCAUUCUUCAGGUUAUCGAUAAACCCACAUCCACACAAGUGCUCACUCGCCUUGCUUUUUAAAAACCUGAGCAAGUUGUGUGUUUUUUUUAUGUGCUAGAAGAACGCAAGGAAGAACGGUUGGACUCUGAGGCACUACGUGGCUUUUUGAAAUUGAAUAAUUUUUUUUUAUUGUUUGGUUUUUCGGGGGACGGCUGCUCUUCCAUCAGUCUCCAUCACUAGAGCCCUUCGAUAAAGACGCCGGCGCGUGUUCUUCAGAGGAGGCGGCUUUCUAGAGAAGAGUACACAGUCAGACGGACCAAAACCAAUACUUCUCGCGGUUCCAGAGCAUACAGGGAAACGCUUUCGCUUUUUAUCACUUCACUGAUAAGAGACGAGGUCUGAGUGACGAGGCCUCAGUUUACAGCACCGCCGGACCGCAAAGAACUAUCCCGCAGUUCGUCCCCAGCCAUCCCCUAGCCAUGUCCCGCUGGGGCCGGAAGACCAAGAACAGCAAAACUCCGGAGGUGAUCCGCACGGUGACCGAGGGCCUGAAGUCCCUGUACCGCAAGAAGCUGCUGCCCCUGGAGAAGUACUAUGGCUUCCACGACUUCCACUCGGCCAGCAUGGAGGACGCGGACUUUGACAACAAGCCCAUGGUGUUGGUGGUGGGACAGUACUCCACAGGAAAGACCACCUUCAUCAGGUACCUUCUGGAACAGGACUUCCCAGGGAGUCGUGUAGGGCCGGAGCCCACGACCGACUGCUUCACCGCGAUCAUGCACGGGGAGCCAGAGGGUCUGGUCCCUGGGAACGCCCUCAUCGUGGACCCCAACAAGCCCUUCCGCAAGCUGAACCCCUUUGGGAACACCUUCCUCAACCGGUUCCAGUGCGCCCACCUGCCCAAUCAGGUCCUGGAAAGCAUCAGCAUCAUCGACACGCCCGGAAUUCUGUCUGGGGCCAAGCAGAGAGUGAGCCGUGGGUAUGACUUCCCCGCCGUGCUGAGCUGGUUCGCCGAGCGAGUGGACCGCAUCAUCCUGCUGUUCGACGCCCACAAGCUGGAGAUCUCUGAUGAGUUCUCGCAGGCCAUCGGCGCCCUGCGCGGCAACGAGGACAAGCUGCGGGUAGUGCUGAACAAGGCCGACAUGGUGGGCACGCAGCAGCUGAUGAGGGUCUACGGUGCCCUCAUGUGGUCCCUGGGGAAGGUGUUCAACACGCCCGAGGUGCUGCGCGUCUACAUCGGCUCCUUCUGGUCGCAGCCGCUGAUGGUGACGGACAACCGGCGGCUGUUCGAGCUGGAGGAGGAGGACCUGUUCGCCGACAUCCAGAACCUUCCGCGCAACUCCGCCCUGCGCAAGCUCAACGACCUGGUCAAGAGGGCGCGCCUCGUCAGGGUUCACGCUCACAUCAUCAGCUAUCUGAAGCAGGAGAUGCCCUCUGUCUUCAGGAAGGACAACAAGAAGAAGAACCUCAUCUACGAGCUGCCCGUCAUCUUCUCCAAGAUCCAGCUGCAGCACAACAUCUCUCCCGGAGACUUCCCUGACUGCACCAAGAUGCAGGAGAAGCUGGCCGUUCACGAUUUCAGCAAGUUCAAGCCCCUGAAGCCCAAUAUGAUGGCGGCCCUGGAUGAGCUGCUCUCCAACGAUAUCGCCAAGCUGAUGCCUCUGCUGAAGCAGGAGGAGAUGGACGCCUGCAUCCAGGCCGGGGUCCAGGGCGGGGCCUUCUUGGGAAGCCGGGGCGGGCCCUUCCUGGAGGGGGACCCCUUCGCCAAGUCGGAUGGGGAGGAGGAAGGCAGCGACGAAGAGGACGAGGACUGGGUGGUGACCAAGGACAAGCCCAAGUACGACGAGAUCUUCUACAACCUGUCACCCAACGAGGGCAAGCUGAGCGGCACCAAGGCCAAGGACUGGAUGGUGGGCACCAAGCUGCCCAACUCGGUGCUGGGGCGGAUCUGGAAGCUGUCGGACGUGGACCGCGACGGCAUGCUGGACGACGAGGAGUUUGCCCUGGCCAGCCACCUGAUCGAGGUGAAGCUGGACGGGCACGGCCUGCCCCCGGAGCUGCCCGCCCGGCUGGUGCCCCCCUCCAAACGCCGGAACAGAGGCUCAGGCUCCGACGCGUAGACACUUCCUGUGGCCCUCCAUCAGCAUGUCCGUCAAACAGCUGGGACUGCCGUUUCAUUUUUCCCUUUAUUUGUCUCACCCGGCUUUCUCUGUCUGUCUGUCUCACGUUCUCAUUACUUGCUGUGAAUGUGCACCCAUUGCCCUUACUCUGUUCCUCUCUAGCUUUCUUCCAUUUUAUGACUUACUCCUGCAUUUCUCUGUACACUUCAAAUGUUUUAUGAAUUUUAUUACCUCCCCUUUCUGGCCCAAAGCUCUUUUUGAAUUUUCUAAAACGUGUACCUCUAAUCCAAGCAUAUAAAACCAUGUCUGCCCCACCUCUAGAAUGCACAUCCCCAAUACUUGCUUAUGUAUUACCCCUAAAUAUAAGGCAUCUAAUGCUGACACAAUUCUGGGGUUUGACAGCGGAGUUGACAAGAGUAAUAUCUAUGAUGCGUUACCUAUAAUUUUAAUCAUCCUUGUCAGAGUUGUAGCUACUUGAUAAGCAAAGACCUUGAAUCCACCCGCACACAGCCCUGUACAGUCAAUCUCUUUGUCAUUGUGUAGCCACGCAUCAUGCUCACUGCCAGACCGUAUGCUUAUUAAAAGCUCUUUGAUUAUGCAUUUGCAUUGUGGGUAUGCCUGAAAUGCCUGAAGGCGCGAAUGGUGCCUUGUGUGCACUUCUGUUCAAACACGCCUCACACUCGCUGCGUGACAACAUCACGUUUGAUAUCCACGCUUUCCUCUUUCACUCUUUGUUCAAAUAAUUUUAUUUGUGUUUCUUAUUUUAAUGUACUUGAGCUUUUUUUUUUAAGGCUUUUUUUUAAAACUGAGAAAAAGUUUAAUAUCGCGUAUAAAGAAAGUGUUGUGCACCCGCCCUGGACAUUUUAUAAAGACGGCUUAACGACGACACUGACUACUGUACACUGCCUCCUCGUCACCCCUGUUUAUCAUUAAUGCUCAAUAAAAAUGUACUGGUGCAA
Messenger RNA from Conger conger (European conger), 3265 nucleotides. RefSeq names its product EH-domain containing 2a (gene ehd2a). Gene Ontology annotation, cellular component: cytoplasm; plasma membrane. Gene Ontology annotation, molecular function: protein binding; calcium ion binding; GTP binding. Gene Ontology annotation, biological process: endocytosis; endosomal transport. The transcript is spliced from 7 exons. The record is from RefSeq and is a predicted model, not a curated record. The coding region runs from base 666 to 2306 and encodes 546 amino acids. NCBI's taxonomy places the organism in Eukaryota, Metazoa, Chordata, Actinopteri, Anguilliformes, Congridae.